Molecule: messenger RNA, 399 nt
Organism: Racocetra fulgida
Lineage: Eukaryota; Fungi; Glomeromycota; Glomeromycetes; Diversisporales; Gigasporaceae
Source: the annotation of a GenBank genome assembly
AACAGAGUACUGUAAUUUUGGAAGACAACCAAUAUAAUACAGAUGAGAGCAUACUUGAACCUGGUGCCUUAAUAAUUGCAAGCAGUGCUGAUAUUGCCCCAAUAUGGCUGAGUACAAAUAUUAAAGUUAACAAUUAUUUGAAAAAUUUGGCCUCCAUGCAACCACAUAGUACAAAUAUUAAAGUUAACGGUUAUCAGAAAAAUGCUAUAAAUCUCACAAAUGAUGAUAAGAGCGUACUUGAACCUGAUGCCUUAAUGACUGCAAUCAGUGCUGAUAUUAGUCAAGAAAAUACAUCAACUUGCAUGAAAAAUAAGUUUAAAAAAAGAAAUUCGACCCCCAAGCGACUGCAUAGUACAAAUAUUAAAAAUCAUCAAAAUAUUCGGAAUCUUGAAAACAAUA